AUGCCUGAGCUGGAUGAGUACACGAUGGAAAGAGUCAUAGAGGAGUUUGAACAACGAUGCUAUGAUAACAUGAAUCAUGCUAUCGAGACUGAAGAAGGACUUGGCAUUGAAUAUGAUGAAGACGUUGUCUGUGACGUCUGUCAGUCUCCAGAUGGAGAAGAUGGCAACGAAAUGGUGUUUUGUGACAAAUGCAAUAUUUGUGUGCACCAGGCAUGUUACGGGAUCCUGAAGGUGCCGGAAGGCAGCUGGCUGUGCAGGACCUGCGCGCUUGGUGUUCAGCCCAAGUGUUUGCUGUGUCCCAAGAAGGGUGGCGCCAUGAAGCCGACCAGGAGUGGCACCAAGUGGGUCCACGUUAGUUGUGCUUUGUGGAUUCCAGAGGUGAGCAUUGGAAGCCCAGAAAAAAUGGAGCCCAUUACAAAGGUUUCUCACAUUCCCAGCAGUAGAUGGGCACUGGUGUGUAGCCUUUGUAAUGAAAAAGUUGGAGCUUCUAUACAGUGUUCAGUGAAGAACUGCAGAACAGCCUUUCAUGUCACCUGUGCAUUUGAUCGUGGCUUGGAGAUGAAGACCAUACUGGCGGAGAACGAUGAGGUAAAAUUUAAGUCGUACUGUCCCAAGCACAGCUCCACCAAGAAAGCAGAUGAUGAGACUUUCAAUGAAAGCCCACGCCAGGAGAAUGGGAACGAGAUUCAGUACGACUCUCUUCCUGCUCACAUCGACCCUUUCCACAGCAUGGAUCAAAACCAGGAGGAGGCCCACCGAGUCAGCCUCCGCAAGCAAAAGCUCCAGCAGCUGGAGGAUGAGUUCUAUACGUUUGUUGAGUCUUUGGAAGUGGCUAAAGUGCUGCGGCUGCCUGAGGAGCCGGUGGGAUUCCUUUACCAGUACUGGAAACUGAAGAGAAAAGCCAAUUUCAAUAAGCCUUUGAUUACCCCAAAGAAGGAUGAAGAGGACAAUCUGGCUAAACGGGAACAGGAUGUUCUGUUCAGAAGGUUGCAGCUCUUCACACACCUCCGGCAGGAUCUCGAGCGGGUGCGUAAUCUCACUUACAUGGUGACCCGAAGGGAAAAAAUCAAGAGAUCUGUUUGCAAAGUUCAAGAACAGAUAUUUAAUGUCUACGCAAAGCAGUUGGAACAAGACAGACUUUCAGGUGUGCCUUCUUCAUUCUCCUCAAUGGAAAACACAGUGCUGUUCAAUAGUCCAUCUUUGGGCCCCAAUGCCCCUAAGAUAGAGGAUUUGAAAUGGCAUUCUGCAUUCUUCAGGAAACAAAUGGGCACAUCUCUAACCCACUCUCUGAAAAAAUCACACAAGAGAGACAGAGUAAGAAACAGCUCCGGGAAUGACGGCAGAUCCUUGCUGAGGCAGCCCAGCCAAAGGGAUGGCAGUGCAGCUCAAGGUAGCUUUUUAAACUUUGACAAGACAUUUGCAGAAACACGGAUUGUAACAGCACAGCAGAAAAAUGGCAUAGUUAUACCAGACCACAGGAAAAGAAGAGACAAUCAUCCACAGUGUGAGGUGAUCAAGGCAGAAUUAAAGGAAAAGACGUCUAAACACAACCACAAACCACUGAGACCCACAGAACUCUCUCAGAGGCAGUCAGAAAAUAAAAGGGCUGUGAACCACUCCAGUGGUAGGCCAGCAGCUGGCACACGGAGGGAUAUAGUGCCUAAAUGCAACGGGGGUCUUGUCAAAGUAAACUCUAACCAGACAGUAGUUAAAGUGCCUACAACGCCCACGAGCCCAGUGAAAAACUGGGGCGGAUUCCGAAUUCCAAAGAAGGGGGAGAGGCAACAGCAGGGCGAGAGCCCAGAGGAGACCUGCCGCCAGAACUCCAGCUACCCCUGCCUGGGAGUGGGCAGAGUUUCACCCAAGGACAGGGCGAAAAGCAAGCUAAAGCCUGACAGCGAGAAUGAUGGGUACAUCCCCGAUGCAGAAAUGAGCGACUCAGAGACUGAAGUGGCUGAAAAAAAGUGCAGGCAGCAAAGGCUCAGUCCAAACAGCACGAUCAGCAGAAGGACGGACAUUAUUAGGAGAAGCAUCCUGGCAUCCUGA
Molecule: messenger RNA, 2046 nt
Organism: Mesitornis unicolor (brown roatelo)
Lineage: Eukaryota; Metazoa; Chordata; Aves; Mesitornithiformes; Mesitornithidae
Gene: JADE1
Product: jade family PHD finger 1
Exons: 6
Coding region: 1-2046 (681 amino acids)
Biological process (GO): regulation of transcription by RNA polymerase II
Cellular component (GO): histone acetyltransferase complex
Source: RefSeq, a predicted model, not a curated record